Messenger RNA from Racocetra persica, 200 nucleotides. The record is from the annotation of a GenBank genome assembly. NCBI's taxonomy places the organism in Eukaryota, Fungi, Glomeromycota, Glomeromycetes, Diversisporales, Gigasporaceae.
AUAAAAAAAUGAGUAGCUCUUUAGGAGAGUCAGUCGAAAAGGAUGUUUCUUUAGAAGAGUCACCUGAAAAAGAAGUUUCUUUAGAAGAGUCACCUGAAAGAGAGGUUUCUUUAGAAGAGUCACCUGAAAGAGAGGUUUCUUUAGAAGAGCCAUCUGAAAAAGAAGUUUCUUCAGAAGAGUCAUCUGAAAACGAUGUUCCU